Messenger RNA from Gadus macrocephalus (Pacific cod), 5760 nucleotides. RefSeq names its product junctional adhesion molecule 3b (gene jam3b). NCBI's taxonomy places the organism in Eukaryota, Metazoa, Chordata, Actinopteri, Gadiformes, Gadidae. The transcript has 9 exons. Gene Ontology annotation, biological process: cell adhesion; angiogenesis. Bases 111 to 1019 code for a protein of 302 amino acids. Gene Ontology annotation, molecular function: protein homodimerization activity; protein heterodimerization activity. The record is from RefSeq and is a predicted model, not a curated record.
CGCUCUAUCCCUCCCUCUGCCUCUAUCCGACCAGCCCUCGCUGCAUCCACUCCAAAGCUCUUUAGGCUACUUUGCGCAUGUACAGCUAAACAGAACACAUCGACACGAAGAUGGCGAUAAGAAGUCUGAUUUGCGUCCUGAUUCUGUUCUCAACUCACUGUUGCUUUCCAACGUUGGCCGUGGAGUUGAAGACAAAUGACCGCGCGCCAUGGACAAACGAGUUUGAAUCAAUUGAAUUAUCCUGUUUGAUUGAGUCCAUCUCCACAACCAACCCGCGCAUUGAAUGGAAGAAGAUCCAAAACGGCGAGCCAAGUUAUGUGUUCUUUGACAAGAAGGUUUCAGGGGAUCUGCAGAACAGAGCGAGGAUCAGAGAACCGGCCACGCUGCUCAUCACCAACGCCACUCGCUCGGACACGGCUGACUACCGCUGCGAGGUCACGGCGCCCAACGACCAGAAGACCGUUGACGAGAUCAUCAUCAGCCUCGUCGUCAGAGUGAAGCCGGUGGUGCCCAAGUGCAGCGUCCCCAAUUCGGUGCCGGUGGGCAAGUCGGCGGAGCUGCGCUGCGUGGAGGACGAGGGCUUCCCCAAGUCCCAGUACCAGUGGUUCGUCAACAAGGAGGAGAUCCCCGACGACCCCAAGACCAGCGUCCGCUUCCUCAACUCCUCCUACAUGCUCAACGGGGAGACGGGCACCCUGAAGUUCACUGUGGUCCGGAAGGAGGAUGCAGGGGAAUACUACUGCCGGGCCAAGAACGACGCGGGACAUGCUGAGUGCGGCCCCCAACGGAUGGAAGUCUAUGACCUGAACGUGGCUGGCAUAGUAAUGGGAGUACUGGUGGUGGUGGUCGUGCUCCUUUGUAUAACACUUGGAAUCUGCUGUGCAUAUAAGCGCGGUUACUUUGCCAAUCAGAAAGAGGCAGGAAACAACUACAAAGUCCCAGCGAAGGGAGACGGAGUAGACUAUGUCCGGACGGAGGAUGAGGGGGACUUCCGACACAAAUCUUCAUUUGUGAUCUGAAGGGGGAGAGCAGCAUUAUUUCCUGGGGCGUCGAAGGCCAGAUAUGUUCACCAGUGUCCACACGAGGCUGUUCCAGCACGGUGCCGCUGCCACAGAUUCUGCCUUGGACCCCCUCGGCAAGACUGAAACCAAACAAUUGAAAAAGGGUUGCCAAAGGUCACACGUUUUCACAGGAGCUACCCAGGAGGUAUCUCACCAACUGGUCCAGGAGUCAUCACCGCCAACCGACUUAUUUUGCUACAUCAUGGAAUCAUUGUUUUUUCUUUAACAGCCAAUGCCAGGUUACACAUUCAACUGAGGAAAAAAAACACCACAAAGUUUAACGAUUACGAAGGAUGUUUCAGUGGGUGAAAAGAAGCUGGAGGUGACAUGUCUGUACUUUGCUUUAAACCUUGUGUCAUUUGUACAUUACUACUGUGGAAAUGUGUCUGACUAUUUUUGAAGGAAUAUAUUUUAAGAUGCCUCUAGAUAAAAGGUUUACUUUUUUAAAUACGUGUAAGAUACUAACAUGAUUUUUUUAAUUAUUAUUUUGGUUUUGGAUGAAAUACAAUUAAUUAACACUUUAACCUAGCCUGGAUCCCCCCGCCUAAGUACUUCCGCUAAAUUUGAAUUUCCCUUCAGUACUAGGCUCUGCGGUAUGUUAUGCCGCGUUUCCAUUGUAGGGUACGGUUCGGUUCGCAAAGGUGCGGUACGGAUUGCGUUUCCUGUACUCGUUUUGCCCUUGUCUUCAGUACUCCUCCGUUGGGUGCGUUCGAGUAUUCUCUGCGAACCGACUCGGAUCUCGGAUCUGACGCCACGCCCACACUUCAAGCUUUUUAUUAUUUCGCUCGGUCGUUGGAGGAAAACAUGGACGCCACCCGGAAAGCUGUUGUCGCGGUAGCAUUGGCAGAGGACCAGGCGCUCCAAAAUAAGUAGGCUAUUGGCCAUAGGCAGAGAUACGGACGCAGUAAGGUAUUGCAGUAAUACGAGUGAUUGAAAUUGCCAUUUAAACCACCAAAGUGGUCCAAGCACAAUGAAAACAGUUCAUACGUCAAGUCACAAUGGGCGCAGCCAUCUUGAAUUCUGUCUCGGAAUUUCAAAAUUCAACCGAGAUGGCGAGUUCGCCGUCGGAGGAAAAGGGGCGUAUUUGUGCGUGUCGCUAGGCAACGUCCUCGGACCUCCGAAACGGAUGGAUAUUAAAAGAGACGCCUGAAAGGGUGACGGAAAAUUCGAGCUACGGACCCCCUCCGUUGAUUGGUCGUAUUAUUCUUUACAAUGAACAUGUCGCGUAAAACGCUUGCCUGGGCGAACGAGGUGGAGACGUUCCUCUGCAUUCUUGGGGAGGAAGACGUGCAGAGUUAGCUCUUGGUUUAAUGUGUCGCGUUCAACUUUUCCAUUGUUUUUAUUGAGCAGGCUACACUGUGUCGCGCUGCUAUGAUGUCACGAUGUUUACGUAGCUGCCGCGGCGAUCGACAUCCGGCCUACCAUAAAGGGUACUGUCGGCGGUGGAAACUCGACCUCGGAACUGAGCUGCCGCCCCCUCCCUACCGGACUGAAGCGAACCGAACCGUACGCACCCUGCAGUGGAAACGCGGCAUUAGUGGGUUUUCUCCGUCUAAAUUUUCUGCGUCCAAUAAGCGAACAGAGGGAGUGGCUGAGAUCAAUGACGUUAAAGUCAGUUCUCGUUGACGGACAUAUUCACUCACGGUGUUUGGUUUGUUUACAGCCUGCGCGCAACGUGAUUCCCGGCAAAACGUUAGCGAUUGGUUAUGGCAGAUCCAGAGUGGCACUGGGCAGAUCCAAUAGUUGUAAACUUCAACAGACAUCCGCCUUCAAUUGAGUUAACGUUUGUCAAUUGAGUGGGUCCAGAGUGUAAAUGAAAUUAAAUACGAGAGUCUGGUAGGACCAGGCUAACCACCAUUCAAAUGUCAACAUCUACAUGGUUUCCCAAGAAGAAGAAAAUAGAAAAAGGGGGAAGAUUUAAGAAAAUGUUUAAAGGACAAGUAUUAGCAUAUCAGCACCUGGUUCCAGAGGUCUUACAUGUUUGAUUUAUUUUGUGGGGUUGUGCCCGGCUUUUUGAUGAGAUAGCGACCGGUGUUCAUGUUUGUAGAUAGUCUUAUACAGUAAGAAGGCCUCUGAGGUUUGUCAGUCAGACGCUGUGAACCGCUAUCAGUGCUGCAUUGUCUGCAUUUAAAGUGUCCUUCAAUGCUUGCUGUUGAUCGUGUAUAUAUUGAAUAUACUGUUUUCUUUGUUUUGUUCCUUUGUUUUGCAGUCACUCGUGUUCAGUUUUACAUCAAAAUAAUACAGGGUUUGUUGGUUAACAAAUGUACGGAUUGUAUAUAGAUUUACAUUUUUUUUAAAGAAUAGGUUUAGUGUUUGAGGCGAUAUGAAACUCUUUCCAUUGGUAAGACCGAAAAGAUCAGGUAACAUUUUACAUGCACGGCAUUUCACCACCCACACAUUACACUUGGCCAGGCGCCUUGCGGUGGCGUUAUGACAGAUUGAUGAAUAGGGUUUAAGUCCUUGUGUCAAUGUUCAUGACAAACGCCAUUAAAUAUUUAUUUCAUGCCAUUUUUCACUCAAACAGAUUGAAACUGCUCCGCCGUUUACCUUAUACGAUAUGAACAACUGAUGGGAAGUCGAUUAGGGGCUGCCCCGACGUUCUAUUUUUGUUUAAAUUAAUUGACGAUGAGUUAUCUGGUGUUGGAAGAGAUGUCACGUGUUAGUAACCCUGAUCGCCCAUGUUAGAGAAGAUCUGCCCGGAUCUGUUUGCAUGUUGAGACGGAUCAACAUUUUUUUAUUUCUUCCAUUGCAUCUAAGGAAAAUAUUCCUAAUAUGAGGUUUGUGAGUGUGUGUGUGUGUGUGUGUGUGUGUGUGUGGGGGGGGGGGGAACACCAAUCGGUUCACAGAUUAAUACUUCCCACACAGGGAGAGACACAAGACACUCACGGUGCAUCCAAAAUAUCCCAGCUGAACAACGCUUCUCAUUUGUAUGUCAUUCCUCUUCAGUGCCUUUCUGCUAUUGACACGGAUAUUAAUAAAGAGAAGAAAAACAGCAUUUACAUGAACAUCUCGGGGGAGAGCUGCCCAAGUAUUGACCUUUAACGAUGGAUUCUACCUAGUUAUUGACCUGCAUAAUUCUCAUUUGUGAAACUCCACGGGCGUUUGAGAGGAAUGAUGCCGCCCCAAAUUGUGAAAGCGAGGAGUACUGUACCAUUUUCCCUUAUGACAUAUCUGCAAAUUUGUAAAUAGUUUUUUUGUGAUAGAAGUUAAAAAUGUAGACAUGUCUUUUUUUUAAUUGAAGCAGAAUUAGAAAAUAUAUUAGUGCCUAAAUAUAGUGGAAUUUAUUUUUGGUAAAGAAAGGUAAUAGACAGUAUUAGGCAGAAGGAUAUAUAUACUCAAACCAACUAAAUAAAACUUUACAUACAACACUGGUUUCCCUGCGCUGCCUCUUAACAUAAUCAUCUAAUUGACAUUUCACUGUAUACUGUACUUUUGCAUUGCCAUAUUAACGCAAGCUGACAUAAGGGUGGAAUUAUGAAUUAUGCCUUAAUAUGCCAUGUACAGUACUUAAUUUGGUAUGAGGUGUUAUUAAUUGGUGUUUGUAUCAGGAGUCGAGACUAUAAGGAGUCAAGGCUUAUAAGUUAUGGUUCCACGUCGACGAAACGCAAGGGGGUUUGCAGACCAUUACAUCCUUGCAGACCCUCCUUGCGUCCACUGCAAGGGCCUGGCGUGUGCCUCCCAAAAAUUGUAACCUUGCGUAGAGGCGACGCAGCAGCAAGGGCUGUGAUUGGUCCGCUCACUAACCGACGCAGAACCAAAACGGCUAGCUUCACGACUGCGUCGAAGCGUCUGCGUGGUCAUUGCGUUGCGUCGUCGUGGAACCAUAACUGAAUUAUAUGAACAGGCUACAUACACUGAAACAGGACUUUAUAUUCUGUGGUAACUAACAGGAGAGGUUGAUGGAGACCUCUGUUAGGAAUCCAGCUUAUAUUCAGUUUGUAGCAGGCGAGUAAAGCCAAACAAACAACUGCCAAACACACCGUCCACCCCAAGGAGGACAGUAGCUCAGUAUUAAGAAGGUCUCUCCAGGCCUGACGCAGAAUGGUGUGUAAUUUUCUUAGGAAUAAACAGUGUGGAGAACCUCAUUCUUCAUAAACCAAACUCAAAGAAGGUAGAAUAUGCAUCUAAGGUCAGGGGAUUUGUUUUGCCCUGUUUUUAUUUCUGCUUUGGUUACCUCUUGAACCAUUCUGUUUGUGAUUAAUAAAACUCACUUCUAAUACCACAGUAGAUGUGUGUUUGUUAUUUUUAUUGUAUGAUUGUUUAAGCUAGAGAGGGAAACAAUAGUUUUUUUUUUAUUAUUGUUUAUACAUCUACCACCAGCUACAUACACUGAAACAGGACUUUAUAUUCUGUGGUAACUAACAGGAGAGGUUGAUGGAGACCUCUGUUAGGAAUCCAGCUUAUAUUCAGUUUGUAGCAGGCGAGUAAAGCCAGACAAACAACUGACAAACACACCGUCCACCCCAAGGAGGACAGUAGCUCAGUAUUAAGAAGGUCUCUCCAGGCCUGACGCAGAAUGGUGUGUAAUUUUCUUAGGAAUAAACAGUGUGGAGAACCUCAUUCUUCAUAAACCAAACUCAAAGAAGGUAGAAUGUGCAUCUAAGGUCAGGGGAUUUGUUUCCCCCUGUUUUUAUUUCUGCUUUGGUUACCUCUUGAACCAUUCUGUUUGUGAUUAAUAAAACUCACUUCUAAUACCACA